AUGCCGCUUUCCGCGCCCCACGCCGCCACUGACGCCAGCGACAGCAUCGGCGUCGGCGUCGGCGGCCCUGGUCCUAACUGCGUGGUCUGGCGUAGAGUUGGCGGCCGGUUUGAUUCUUCCUCCGGCUGUAGCAGCCCUCCGCAGCUGUUGCUACGUCUUCCUUUGGUGGGUGCGGAUUCCGUGGAGGACUGGGUGAGGUUGCUGGAGCUGAUAUACCCGCCAACACGGCUACCCCGGCCUGCCAUUGGAUGGGACAAUAUCGACUCCGUGAUUGUGCUGGCGGACAAGUACGGCAUGUCCGGAUUGUUGCUACUGUGCGAGGCGUUCCUGUUGAGCAACGGUGGCGGCGGUGGCGGCGGCAGUACGACUGGCGCCGCGUUUAGCUGUGACCCGGAGGACCGGGCCUACGUUUGGAAGUGGCUCCAGAGGGCGGAUAGGUUGCGGAUGGAACGGGUGGGUUAUGGUUAG
Molecule: messenger RNA, 468 nt
Organism: Volvox carteri f. nagariensis
Lineage: Eukaryota; Viridiplantae; Chlorophyta; Chlorophyceae; Chlamydomonadales; Volvocaceae
Exons: 4
Coding region: 1-468 (155 amino acids)
Source: RefSeq, a predicted model, not a curated record